AAGCUCGAAUUUUCAUAUUAGGACUUAUUUUUCCUGCUAUAAAUCUCCAUGGAUUUUCAUGGCAGAAAAUCACGCCAUUGGAUUCGACGAAUUAUAUCUCAUCUACGCCGCACGAUCUUCAAUCCGACGGCCAGAAAUUAUCCGCUAAUUUUGUAGGCUACAAAAAUGACUAUCCUCGUCGAGAAGCCGCAUCUCGUGGAGAGAAAGGAUAAGGAAGUGGAGGAGAAUGAACUUGUAUUGGAUGGAGGAUUCGAAGCUCCAGAAACGAACGCAUUCGGACACACAUUCAGGGACUACAACAAUGGCGAAAGCGAGAGGCAGAAGGGGGUAGAGGAGUUCUACAGGCUGAACCACAUCAACCAAACCUUCGAAUUCGUGCAGAGAAUGAGGGAAAGAUAUGGAAAGCUGGAGAGGACAGAGAUGAGCAUUUGGGAAUGCUGCGAGCUUCUGAACGAGGUUGUCGACGACAGCGAUCCAGACCUGGACGAACCUCAGAUCGAACAUUUGCUCCAAUCUGCUGAAGCCAUAAGGAAGGAUUAUCCCGACCAGGAUUGGCUGCAUCUUACAGCUCUUAUCCAUGACCUUGGGAAAGUUCUCCUUCUUCCUUCCUUCGGAGAGCUGCCUCAGUGGGCUGUCGUCGGUGAUACAUUCCCUCUUGGGUGUGCUUUCGACGAAUCCAUUGUUCAUUGCAAGUAUUUCGCGGGAAAUCCAGAUGCUGAGAAUCCUCGUUACAAUUCUAGGAAUGGAAUCUACGAAGAGGGGUGUGGUCUGGAUAACGUGGUCAUGUCGUGGGGACACGAUGAUUAUAUGUACUUGGUGGCCAAGGAAAAUGGAACAACUCUACCUUCGGCAGGGCUCUUCAUAAUCCGUUACCAUUCUUUCUACCCUUUACACAAGUCUGGUGCUUACGCGCAUUUGAUGAACGACGAGGACAGAGAGAACUUGAAGUGGCUAAAGAUAUUCAACAAAUAUGAUCUGUACAGUAAGAGCAAAGUUCGGAUCGACGUUGACAAAGUCAAACCAUAUUAUCUUUCCCUCAUUGAAAAGUACUUUCCAGCGAAGCUCAAGUGGUGAAUUUGUCUGCAGAAUGGAUAUUAUUUGUUAUGUUUUCAUGAUUUUGGAUAGAACUUACUUGUAAUAAUCAUGGGCUUGGCCUCUUUUAAUUUAAUUUUUUUUAUUUAAUUAA
This is a messenger RNA of Andrographis paniculata, 1186 nucleotides long. Its product is annotated as inositol oxygenase 2-like. The transcript is spliced from 11 exons. The record is from RefSeq and is a predicted model, not a curated record. Gene Ontology annotation, biological process: inositol catabolic process. Gene Ontology annotation, molecular function: iron ion binding; inositol oxygenase activity. Gene Ontology annotation, cellular component: cytoplasm. The coding region runs from base 166 to 1074 and encodes 302 amino acids. Lineage: Eukaryota; Viridiplantae; Streptophyta; Magnoliopsida; Lamiales; Acanthaceae.